This is a messenger RNA of Hyalella azteca, 5522 nucleotides long. Its product is annotated as poly(A)-specific ribonuclease PARN-like. The record is from RefSeq and is a predicted model, not a curated record. Gene Ontology annotation, cellular component: cytoplasm. Gene Ontology annotation, molecular function: 3'-5'-RNA exonuclease activity; RNA binding. The coding region runs from base 227 to 3157 and encodes 976 amino acids. Lineage: Eukaryota; Metazoa; Arthropoda; Malacostraca; Amphipoda; Hyalellidae. The transcript has 14 exons.
CGCAUUAUUAUGAGUCCGCGUGAUUACGUCCUUUGCACUCGUUUCAACAAGUCUCAGCGGUGAAACAAUGGUCGAAAGAUAUCAAAUUUUGAACUGUUACCUUGACCAAGUUUUAGCAAACUUUGAAAUCCCAAAAAAAUGAACUGAUUUAUUCACCCUGAACUGAUACUCCUGUAGCUCACGAGCUCCUUCUUUUUGCUGCCAUCUUCUGCCCAGACUUCUCAUUAUGGAUGUCACUGCAACUAAUUUCAGGGAAGUUCUUCCAAAGGUGUUUGAUGCCAUCAACAAGGCAGACUUUGUUGCAGUGGAUGCAGAAUUCUCAGGGUUGCGUCGAAGCACAGCCGAUCAAGAAUUUUCAAUCAUGGACACAUUAGAAGAAAGAUACACCAAAGUUGCAUCAAGUGUCAAGGAAUUUGGGAUGAUCCAGUUUGGCAUGAGCUGCUUCCACUCUGAUGCUAACAAAAAAUCGUAUGAAACUGCCACCUUCAGCUUCUACUUGCUGAAAAAGAUGACAUCACUAUUCUCCCCAAACACAUUCACAGUUUGCAGUAACAGCCUGAGAUUUUUAGCUGCAAAUAAGUUUGAUUUCAACAAAUUAUUUAGUGAUGGCCUACCGUACCUGAACCAGGUAGAAGCUCAUCAUAAUAGAAGUCGUCUUCCUGACCAGAUAACCAAACGACUUGGGAUUACAUCUGAAAAGCCUUCAGUUCAAGACCCUAUCAGCAGCCUGUUUAAAGUAAUCAAAGAUUACGUUGCCACGGAGAGCGCCAAGUUACUAAGGCAAGCAAAUAACGCCUCGCCAUCAACAACCAGCAAAACAGAAGGACCAUCCAGCCCUAAAGACGAGCGUAACGGUAUCAGCAACGGCCUCAUCUUAGAUUCUAAGUUCAAAGCAGAAGAUAUUUUAGAGGUUCCCGUGGAUCAGCUUCAUAGUCCUGCUAACUACACGCCUCCUUUUCACUCCUUACGAAAGUUCUGCUUGAAGGAAGUCAAGCGCAGCUUCUGGAAACUUCUGCGUUUACUGGUCGCCUGCGAGUGCAGUAAUGUGGACGCAACACUGGAUUAUGACGAACAGGCUCUCUUUGUUAGGGUGUUUCUUAACACUGAAGAUCGUGAUAAGUUCGUCUAUUACGAUGAGGUUGACAAAUUCUACAACACGAUUGGUUUCAGUCACAUCGUCUUCCACCUUCUGAAGACUGGGAAGCCAAUAGUUGGACACAACUGCAUCUUAGAUGUGAUGCACCUUGUCGACAAGUGUUUGCAGCCCGUGCCUCUAGAUUUAAAUUCCUUCAAAGAAUUGUACAAGGCAAACUUCACUCUUCUCUAUGACACCAAACUUCUCACCGUUGGAGCCCCUUUUGCACACCAGAUGGAGAACACCUCUCUGGAGCGGGUUUACAAGUUUGCUUCCUCUUCAUGUCCGAAGUUGACAACCUUGAAGGGGUGCCGCUCAUACAACCUCAAGUCCCAAGAGGGCACCAAGGAGCACGAUGCUGGCUUUGAUGCCUUUAUGACGGCUGUUGCAUUCGUUGGAGUUGUUCGAAAACUCGGUGGCCCUCGGAAACGAGAGAAAAGCCUCCUUGACUCGCCUCACCUGAAGAACGUCGCUAAUAGAACUUACCUCAUGCAAAUCUGUGACAUGAAUGCACUUCAUCUAGCAGGAGAUGAUGGCGUUGUUGACCGGACUGGUGUGUUCGUUGUAACGUCUUCGUUUGAGCUGCGAUUUAGCCAGGUCAAGACUUUCUUUCCUGAUCUUGCUUCCCCGACAAUUGUCUCGGACCACACACCGGACCACAGGCACUUUGUACUGCCAUCCACAGACGCCGAACGCAAAAAGGCUCCAGUGCUUCUACGGAAAGCUUUAACCCUGUGCCCUUCCAGCGUUCACAUCAUCCUCUACUCUUCUAAUUUGAACUCGCCUGAAAGCAUGGAUACAUCAGACUCGACUAGCGGUGAGGCUUGCUGCUAUUCGGUUCAAAAUAAGGCCAUUCCUCCUCCACUGCCCUCUCACAGCUCCCCUGACGUGAACAACUCUGACGUUGGUGAUGUUCAUUUGAGUGUGCCUCUAACUCCUCGCACUGCUCACCUCGCUAGAAACUCCAAACUUAACGCCAAGUCGCCCGAAUUUACUCCUGCUUCUACCUCUGGAAAAUCUCGCAGAAGCAGUGGCAAUCCAAAAUCUAAUCAACAAACUCGGCCUACCUUGACUGGUUAUAGAACCCUUGAAGAGUUUAAUGCUACUAAUCAAACUGUAAUGGAAGACCUAGGCGUUGAACUUCGUCGUGAAGAUAAAACAUCAAUUAUUGACUCAGGCGCUGGUACAAUUCAUUUAAAAAGAGGAGAAAAACGGAAAUCCGGCCAACAAUUUGAAGAAGUUGAAAUGACAGAAGUUGAAGAACAAGCUCCUCUGAUAUCUAAUAACAGCAAGAACGAUUCCGAAGAAUGGAAAACUGUUCGUAACCGCAACAGAAACCACAAAUGGGGCGGCAGUGCUGCUUCUUGCAAUGUUGCUAACCGAUUCCAGCCGGACGACCAAGAACCUGAGAAGAUUGAAGUGAAAGAGGAAGCACCUAUUAGAAGACUUCGCAAGAGAAGUUGUACUGGCGACGUGAGGGCGCACAACAGAGGCGGCGCAGGCCAUAGUCUCACUGCGCGAGACGAUGUCGCUCACAGCGUCAACGUAAAUGACGACAUGAGCAACGUUGUUGCUGAAGGCGAGAAUGACGGAGCAGAAGCUACGGCCGAAGGGAAGGAACUCAAGAGACUCAAGAGUGUCGGAGCGGAACAAUUCUCCUCACUGUCCCUGGAGUCGCCAACAUGCGACCGAGCUUUCUCUGCUGCAGUGGAAGUCGGUCCUGGUGGGCCUUCUAGCCGCGGUGUUGCUGGUGGUGGUGGUGUCGUGGAGCAGGAUGCUUCUACCUGCUGGGGAGCUGUAACAGGUGCUGCAGGCGCCGCACUUGAGCACGAGGACCGCGGCAGCAGACCACAAGCGCAGCCAGAGGAUCUAGAGACCCUUCUGCAGCAGAGACUCGUUGCAGACCAGACGACGGAUGAUGCGAACAAGAAAUUUUCAAGAACAAAACGUGGUGCUGAAAAUUCUGAAGGCGAUGAGUGUUUUGCUGAUGAAGAGUGUUUUACUGUGCCUAAUGACUGGUAAUUACCUUUGAAUGAUUCAAUCUAUCAAAAUCUAUCACAAAGGCGCGAUCAACUUAACAUAGUAAACGACUUGGGCUUGUGAGAGUCACAUUUACUGGUGAACAAGUAUAUUAUAGUUCUCCGUAAGCUCAAUUUGAUACGAUCUUAGAUCAUUUGGCUCCGAAAUGAUUAGAAUAUUAAUCAUGUUUGAACCCGUGAGUUAACAAACACUAGACAUGCAAACAUCAAGCGAUAAUUUUAUUCAGGAGCGUCAAAAUCAUCUUCAUGUUUUAGAGUAUUUAAGUUUUUGAAUUUAAACCCCAUUUCAUUUUAUUUAGAGAUCCCAGUGCUUAAGAGUUAGCGUGAGGAAGCGUCUACAAUUCGCAGACCUGAUCUAUUUGUCAGGACUUUGGUGCUGCUGCGCUCGUUGCUUGUCUUUGCAUUUCUGCCCGAAUUUACUAGGCGGAAAUUUUAAUGAAAUCUUUUUAUUAGAAUGGGUUGUGUGGGAUUAAUUCAGGAGCUGUUAAACAUAGUUGUGUUAGCGUAAGAUUGCCCCAGUGCCUGGCAAAUCGAUGUCAGUAUAAACUUGCUCACCAAGAUCUUGAAAGUUUGCUUUAUUUUCCAUUCUUUAAAAAUUGGACGAUUUUUUCGCAUUGAAAAUUCUUUUUUGAUUUGAUCUUGAAUUUUAUUUAUUACUUUGAUAUCCCAUUGCUUUCUUCAGUAUUUCCUUAUCUGUAAAUUCUAAUUACAUUCUCUGCUUGCUUACAGCUUUGCAUUGUCUCAUUUAGCUUUGCAGUUGCAACUGUUCGGCUUUUCUACAUUAUUAGGGACUAAGAAUGUUCUACGUAGAAUUCAAGAGGAUGUUGAUCAAUACAAGGUGUGAUCGUUAUGACCGUCGUACCUGAUUUUGUACCACAAAGUUUCGAGUUGUGUGAUGGCUGUGCUUGUGAUGUACCGUCGUGACCAAAUUAUCGAGGUCUUAGCCUGGCGUUGAUACAAGAAGCUUUUCUUGGCUUGGGAAGGUUCUCAGAGCAGGAUUUAUUCGUGUUCUUAGUUUGUGUGUGUAAUAUUGCCUCGAGUCGCGUAUUUGAUGUGAUUCACACUUUUCGCCGUGCCAUUUUCGCUGUGUGCAUUUCGAGUGAUGAGAAGAUAUUUUUUUACUUCCGUCGCAACAAUGUAAAUCUAUGGACCAGUGAUGAGACAUAUCUAAUUUUACAAGAUUUCGAAUGAAUCUCAUCAUGUGCACUCUGAACUCUCACUUCAAGUGGACAUUGCUCAAGUCUGUUUAUUUUGAUAAUUGUUGUUCUGGCUAGGCUAUUCAUGCUCACUUUUGAAGAAAUGGAAAAUGAAUCGACCCGAAGUUGUGGGCAACAUAAUGAAUCAUCGAUAGAAAUAUUGGUUCAAUAGUGCAGUUCUACUCGGGUCUCGGGAAAAAUUAUCCAUCUAUGUAAAUGAGUUGUUGCGAUAUUUUUUUAGAGCGUCAAACUUUUAAAGAGUUCAUCAUUCUUCAGGUAUUGAUUAGUAGUAUCCACAUUCAAACGGUUCCUCCAAUUAUGAGGGAAGUUGUUAAUUACUUAAGAUUUAUGUUUUUCCUAAUACCCUCUGCAGAUUAGCCUGCAGGCUUAAUCGUUAUUAUUUUUUUUUUGUAAGCAAUGGUCGUAAGUUGUUUCUCUUCCAGAUUAUUCUUCGUUAAGACCACCGAGACUUUCCUCCAGGCACCUUUUGCGUGCCUCUAAAAACACUUGAAAACCAUCCGCUUUUUUAAACAAUAAUUUUAAUAUUUUAUUCAGUGAGGAAUUUCGGGGUAAUACCAAUUUAAUUUACUGGGUGUUUGUUAAUUGUCUGUGAUUUUUUCAUCCAAGCGUUUACAAUGAACGAACAACAAAGUAAGUACAUGCACUUGAGCUUGUUUCGGUUGUAGUAUCUUUAUUUUGGUAUAAUUGCUACGAUUAACAUUUUUCAGGAUAGUGAUUUUAAGUUCAACGAACAUAGAUAUCAUGCGCAUUAGAGUGAUCGGAGCUUCUGUUAAGAGUCUUGUUAUUCACAGCCAGAUAUUUGUUGACACGUGUUGCCUCAUUUCUACUGUGAUGAAAUAAGAGGUCUCAUCUGCAUAAUUAAUUUCGGUUUAUUCAGUUGUAAUUAAUUUAGCAUUUAAUGCAUGUUUAAGGGCAGUACGUCUAUUUUCGGUAUUAACUAAUCUUGACAAUAUAAGGCAUUAGUGCCAUAUCGCAUUACAUUCCAAAUUCAUAUCUUGAAUGCGUCAUAAAUUCGACUAACAUUAAAACGCCAGUGUUCGUUGGUGUAUUGCUCUUUAUUCCGCAGGGGUAUUCCGUGCUACUUCAAGGUAUUGAUUUAAAAAGCCUACGGAAUUAAAUUUACCAACUGGC